AUGGUGGACUGCAAACUAGCUGAUACUCCCAUGGUUAUGAAUCAUGGGCUUCAAAUUCUUGAAAAUGCAGAAUCAGUAAACCAGACACAAUAUCAGAGACUCGUUGGAAAAUUAAUCUACCUAGCCCAUACUCGGCCCGAUCUGGCUUACGCUGUUGGAGUUGUAAGUAGAUUUAUGCACAGACCUCAGAAACAACACCUUGAGGCAGUAUACAGGAUUCUGAGGUAUUUAAAAGGGACUCCUGGAAAGGGAGUUAUGUAUGAGAACCAUGGCCAUUUAGAUCUUCACGUCUUUACAGAUGCAGAUUGGGGAGCAGAUCGUGACAGUCGAAAAUAG
Messenger RNA from Chenopodium quinoa (quinoa), 336 nucleotides. RefSeq lists its product as uncharacterized. The record is from RefSeq and is a predicted model, not a curated record. Lineage: Eukaryota; Viridiplantae; Streptophyta; Magnoliopsida; Caryophyllales; Amaranthaceae. The transcript has a single exon. Bases 1 to 336 code for a protein of 111 amino acids.